AUGCCUUGCAGGUUGGCAAUCAGCUCCAUGUCCCUGGGCCGGUGCUAUGCUGGUCAUUCUCUGAGCCACAAGCUGGACAUGGCACAGAAGUAUGGCUACAAAGGCAUCGAGCUCUUCUACGAGGACCUUGCCGACCUUGCCAAGAGCUUGUCCCCUGAUGGCUCAUCGGCACAACCCUCGGCAGCAGCUCAACUUGCCGCUGCCCAUAACAUCCGUCACAUGUGCGACUCCCGUGGCCUGGAAGUCGUCUGCCUCCAGCCCUUCCUGAAUUACGAUGGCCUAGUCGACCGUAACGAGCACCAAAGGUACCUCAAGAGGCUGGCCCUCUGGAUCAAGCUUGCCCAGGUGCUUGGUACAGACAUAAUCCAAAUCCCCUCAAACUUCCUUCCCGCAGAGCAGGUUACCGACAACCUAGACCUGAUCGUCGCCGACCUCUGCCAGGUCGCAGACAUUGGGCUUCAGCAGUCGCCCCCUAUCCGGUUUGCUUACGAGAGCCUCUCAUGGGCUACCCGUGUGGAUGUCUGGGAGCGAUGCUGGGAGGUGGUGCAGAAGGUGGACCGCCCCAACUUUGGCAUGUGCCUCGACACCUUCAACAUCGCCGCGCGCAUUUACGCCGACCCAGCCUCGCCAACAGGGCGCGUGCCUGGUGCCGAGGAAGAGGUGCGGAAGUCGAUGGAGCGGCUGGUGGCCCGGGUCGAUGUGAGCAAGGUCUUUUACGUCCAGGUUGUCGAUGGUGAGCGGCUGCGCCAGCCGCUGGUCAAAGGCCACGCCUUCUACGACGCAGAGCAGCCAGCUAGGAUGAGCUGGUCGAGGAAUUGUCGGCUCUUCUACGGCGAGAAGGGUGGCUACCUGCCUGUAAGAGAGAUCGCCUCAGCCUUCUUCCACGGCCUUGGCUUUGAUGGGUGGGUUAGCCUGGAGCUCUUUAACCGGCGCAUGUCGGACGACGGCGCUGAGGUUCCCGAGGAGCUGGCCUGGAGGGGGGCCGUCUCGUGGAAUAAGCUGGUGGAGGAUUUGGGAUUGGAAUGUGCGCCAUCGACAAUGAUAUCUGCAUCGCUACUCCUCCUUGAUCUUCAAGUGCCUGGCCGCAAACUCGAGAGCGGCAGUAUACCCGAAGGUGCCCAAGCCACAGACGACGGCGACGGCCUUGUCGCUGAAGUAGCUGUGGUGCCUCCAGGGCUCCCGGGCGUGGAUGUUGGACACGUGCACCUCGACGAAGGGGAUGGCGACGCCGAGCAGGGCGUCGCGGACCACGACGCUCGUGUGCGUCAGGCCUCCCGGGUUGAUGAUGAUGGCGGAGACCCUGUCCCCGCUGGCCGCGCCCGCGUCCGGCCCCAGGCCGGCGGCCGCCUGGAUGCGGUCGACGAUGGCGCCGUCGUGGUUCGACUGGAAGGUCUCGAGCUGGAAUCCCAGGUCGUCGGCCUGCUUCCGCGCCUGCGCCUCGACGUCGGCGAGGGUGGUUGAGCCGUAUAUGUGGGGCUCCCUGGUGCCGAGGAGGUUCAGGUUGGGCCCGUUGAUGAGGAGGAUGCGGCGGGGCAUGGCUGCGGCGAGUGGAGCUUGGCUUGGAAAUUUACAGCCUGGGCUAUGCCUAGAUGACGAAUUGACGGAUGGGUGAAUGGGUGAAUGGAAUCAGCAGAGAGGUAUGGUCCCUCGCUACGUUUGAACUUUGGAACUUUGAACUUUUGGAGCCCUUCUGAAGACCAGCAGCGCCAAAGCCGACGUCGUCCACGUAACCCGUUAUGGCGUGGCUGCCUACAAGGGCCUGUAAAACGUAAAGCAGAGUCCCUGCCCUUCAUACAGGGGCGGCUAAGCAAUAAGGCAGAAGGUUGUGUGACGACCAGCGUUUCUGCAGAUGGUGGGUGGGAUGAAUGCGCCAAUGCUUGGGGCCGGAUAAAGGCUCUGCCAGCGCGGAUUUGCAG
Messenger RNA from Phialemonium atrogriseum, 1916 nucleotides. RefSeq names its product 3-dehydroshikimate dehydratase. The transcript has 2 exons. Bases 1 to 1461 code for a protein of 486 amino acids. NCBI's taxonomy places the organism in Eukaryota, Fungi, Ascomycota, Sordariomycetes, Cephalothecales, Cephalothecaceae. The record is from RefSeq and is a predicted model, not a curated record.